CUAAAGUACCGGAAGUAGUCGGUCUGUUGUCGUUGGUCGAGUGCGCUUCACAAGCUGCUUUCAGAGGCGCUGGGCUCCACAGAUGUAAAACAACGAGCAGAGUUUCUUCAAGUCUCCACCGCUUCUAUUUUAAGACAGGCUUCCAGCCAUGUCUGCUGUGGUGGAUCUAAAGACAAAGGAGGAGAAGGAUGCAGAGCUAGACAGAAGGAUCGAAGCUCUACGGAAAAAGAAUGAGGCUUUGGUCAAGAGAUAUCAGGAAAUACAGGAAGAUAAGAAGAAGGCAGAGCAAGAGGGCAUCGCCGUGACAACGACUCGCAAACCCCGCCCUCAUGAGCCUGACUCUGAACAGAGAAAGACGGAGAAAGAGAACUUCACUGUGACGGUCGACAUUUCCAAACCAGCUGGGGAAAAGCAUAUGGUGAGUGACGGGAAACCAGCCACAUAUUGUGGUGACCAUGGUGUAGAAGAGGGAGAAUCUGGUCGGUCUUUCAGCGAGGGCCUCCCCUACAGAACAGGCUCAGGCCGGCUGAGCAGAGGUGGUCACCGUGGGGGAAGAAGAGAACCUCGCCUAAACAAAGGUGAACCACGGUCGGACUGGCCACCUCAGGAUGGAGAAGGUGGAGAGGGCCCUGCUCGCUCUGAACGGUCCUCUAGAGGAGGACGCAGAGGAGGGAGAGGUGGAGGAGGAACACCGGGAGGAUCUGGCUCUGAUAGGAAAUCAAAGGAGUGGGAGGAGAAGAGAAGGCAGAACAUAGAGAAGAUGAAUGAAGAGAUGGAAAAGAUUGCUGAAUAUGAGAGAGGUCAAAGGGCUGAAAGAGAGAAGAACCCCACACGGCACUUCCUGGAUGAUCCACGGCGUAGUGGACCGAUACCAGACACUGACCGCAAGGAGGGAAGCAGACGACAUGUGCGCAACUGGGGUGGAGUCGACUUUGACAAUGUGAAGACUGGGACUGAAGUCGAGAAAGAAUGGAUGAAUCGUAGGCCAAGUGGUAAAGGCUCAGUGGAUAUGACUCUGUCCAUGACUGGUCGGGAGAGAGCUGAGUAUCUCCGCUGGAAGAAGGAACGUGAGCAGAUUGAUGAGGAACGACUGGCUCGGCAUCGUAAUGCCACCGGCCAAUGGAAACGAGAGUGGGAUGCCCAGAAAACAGACCAGGGUUUCUGCAGGUUCAAGGAGGAAUCAGCUGUGGCCGGAGAGGGCACACCAGAACAAAGUAACAGGAGAGCAGCUAGGGGGCGCAAUGCUCAUGUACAGCGACGCAGUGGAUCUUCAGAAGAUAGCAAGAGGCCGCCUAGAGACCCCACUUUCGGGGACUUCUUGGGGCAGACCAAAUCCAGACAAGGUGGCCGUGGGAGAGGGAAGGGUCGAGGUCAAGGCAAGAGCUACAGCAUGCAUGAUAACCGGUGGGAAGGAGAAAAUGAAGAGGAGAAAGGAAGAAAGGAGGAGCAAGAAACCGAAAAGGAGAAGGACAAAGAAAAGGACAAUGAGAAAGAAGAUAAACCCAAAGCACCAUUAUUAGAGAAGAUGGUUGAUGAAGGACUUGCUGAAGAUGAUGAAGAAUGGGAGGAUGCCAGUGAUGGUGAGGAGGACGAUGAGGAAGAGGAUGAAAAAGGAGAGCAUGGAGAAGACAAAGAAUCCACAAAAAAUGUUAAACCAACAAAAAAGACCCCUACCUCUCCUGCACCCUCUACUCCAAGCCCAAAAGCGCAGCGAACUCCCAGACCCAAAGUCCACAUCCCCUCCCCACAGGAAACACUCAGUAUGCCUGAAGGGCUCAAGCCCCCUAGCCCCUUCUCCCCACUGGAGGGCCACCAGCCAGUGUCAGACUGGGGUGAGGAGAUGGAGAUGCUUUCUCCUAGAAGUAGCCUGGGUGAGAGCCCUCUGCGGCCCAGCAGCAACGAAAGCAGCCCAGCCCAGCUGAAGAGCAACGAGGCUGAGCAUUAUACAACCCCCGGCCAGCCAGAAGAACCAGAUAAAAAGAAAAGCACAUCUACAGUGGUGGAGUCUGCUACCUGUGAAACCCCAAAAGAGGCUGAACCAACUGAAUCUACCGACACUUCCACCUCAAGCAGCCAAGAUACAGCUGAUCCCGUAGUUCCCCCCACUCCAGAGAGCACCAGACAGAGUGAGGACAACGAGGCUCCUACUGUAGAGCCAGAUGAGAGUCAGCCUGAAACAAAGGCUGUUGAGGACGCAGAAGUGGAUUCAUCAGAACAACUGUCCACAGGCUGAGGACUAAAUGCAGUAGAUGAACUUUUCAGUGGUCCACAGACCAGGAGAGGUAAGCAGAGGCAGGAGGGGACAUCAGAUUUAAUGGACAGCUGUUUUCUGUAUAUCAAACAGUCUAUUAGGGACAUUUGGAGCCCCGCCUCUAUUUCAACCAAACUGUAUAGCCUGCUGUUUUUUUUCAGUUACACCCCGUUGGUUGGGACUCUCUGUUGUUGUCAAGCCAUACUGCUGCUGCUUUUUUUCAAAUCAGUACCCAAAGCAUAUGUUUUUUCCUGGGAUUAAUCAUUUAAGCAUACUAUGAUCAAACCAUGAGAAGUUUUUACGUGUUUGAGGGAGAAGUGUCUGUUUCCCAUCAGCCUCAUUCUAAACUUGUUUUGAUCCAACCUACCUAGACCACAAAUUAUAUUAACCCUUUGUAAAUGAUAUUUAGCACAACGGCACUCGAAUACAUGACAUCUGACAACAAAUUUGGGGGGGGAUAGGGCAUUAUAGUUUUUUCAGGGCUGUGUCUUGAAGCUAUUAUGUGAACAUAACAUUCUGAUAUUAAAGACAUGAAGACAAGCUGUGGAUGUUAAACUUGAAUGAUUGGAAAUUAUGUACAGAUAGACCAAAGAAAAUCAUGGUAAAAAUUCUAGGAAUUUGAAUGAGGAAGAUUGAACAACUGGGCACAAAAAGAAAAAAAAAAGUGUGUGUACCUCAUCAUAUCUAAUGUUGGUUUUAUUUACUUUUUUAAUAUUUUGUUUAUGCAUCAUGUAUGUUUAGUAUUUUUAUGCAGCAGGUUAUUUUGGUUUAUGCAAGUGUAUUUGGUAAAGUGUGUCCCUGACUUUGAAUGAAUUAAGCAGGAGCUUGAAAACUUGCAAUAUGUAUAAAUCUUUAAAAAUGACAGACAUUCCAAUGCUUUGUAAGUGCACAUUUCUGUCUACACAAUGUGCAUUGCAUAUCCUUGUUUUUCAAUUUAGCUCAUGGAGCAGAAAUAAUCAUGACAUUUGUGAUUGUAUUGUACCUACUGCAUCUCCCUGCAGAUGAAAUGUCUUCCAGUUUGGGGUAGAAAAUUUAUAUAUAGGGCUUAUAAUUUGGUUUGCCUCUUGUAGGAGGUUUGGUUUGGCUUUUCAGCUGUGCAUGUAGCAUGAUACUAAAGUGUUUAUGGGAUUUACCUCCAGGGUUUUCAUCCUGGACUACAUGCAGUCCAGUCUUUUUGUUUUAGCUUACAGAAGAUAUUUUGGUUGCUUUUAUCACCUUAGAGUGAUGUGUGACCAGUAAGCGAGUGCAACUAUUUCUAUACUUUGUAAGCUGUCAUCUCAAAUAAAUGACAUCUCUGCCUUAUGCAUAA
Myxocyprinus asiaticus (Chinese sucker) is the source of this 3560-nucleotide messenger RNA. It is a transcript of the gene ccdc9, whose product is annotated as coiled-coil domain containing 9. The record is from RefSeq and is a predicted model, not a curated record. Lineage: Eukaryota; Metazoa; Chordata; Actinopteri; Cypriniformes; Catostomidae. The coding region runs from base 149 to 2233 and encodes 694 amino acids. The transcript has 16 exons.